Pelobates fuscus (common spadefoot toad) is the source of this 3813-nucleotide messenger RNA. RefSeq names its product cytokine receptor common subunit beta-like. Gene Ontology annotation, molecular function: cytokine receptor activity; protein binding. Lineage: Eukaryota; Metazoa; Chordata; Amphibia; Anura; Pelobatidae. The transcript has 14 exons. The record is from RefSeq and is a predicted model, not a curated record. Gene Ontology annotation, cellular component: external side of plasma membrane. The coding region runs from base 179 to 2065 and encodes 628 amino acids. Gene Ontology annotation, biological process: cytokine-mediated signaling pathway.
GAUACCCACAGAGUUUCUGUGUCUUUGAGUCACUUCUACGGAAAUGAAAAGAGCAACUUCACGAUGGAAAUCUGACAAAAGUACAAAAGAGGUCUCUUAAUCAUGUGCAUCAAAGCAGUCAAGUAUAUGAUUGACACUCAAGAUAAUCUGCAGUAGAAGUACAAAACUGUUUGCCAAGAUGAACGCCUGCUGCAGUACAACAACACUAUGUUACAUUGUAUUCCAUCUUCUGUAUGCCGUUAAAGGAACAAUUGUGAUGAACAGCCUGGAAUGCUACACAGACUUCAAAUCAGAAGAAAGCUGCACUUGGACUGUAAGCAGGCGUUCCAUGAAGUUUGUAAAUAUGAGUCUGUGUUACCGUGAUGAUGAGAAGAAAUGCAAUAUCUGUCAAGACCCAGAAGUGAAAGAAGACUCCUCCCCUUUUAGUAUCACAUUGACAUGCAAACAAAACCUUUUUGCACAAUUAUUCACCUUUAACACAAAAUUAAUUCAUUCAUUUCUAAGUGAUCAGAAUCUGGACAUUCAACUCAAUUUGUCUGGCAAAGAUGCUUUACAAGAGGAGCAACAUAAACCUGAACUUUAUUCUACUGAUAAAACUCACUUUCUACACUUACCAGAUAUAAAAUACCUAUUCCAAACACAUCAAUCUGCAGAAAGCCUGCAGUGUGAAGUCCAGUACAGACGAGAGUUGGAGACAUGGGAGAACUCAUUAAUAGGAGAAUGCAAAGAUUCUUGGGCAUCCAUCAGUAAAGAUCAUGUUUCAGGAGACCGAUACUUUGCAAGAAUGAGAUUGAAAACGGGUAUCAGUCAAGAAAGCUGGGGUAACUGGAGCUCUGAAAUUCUACUUGAAUCCAAGAAACCAGGUGAUGAAGCUAAGCCACAAAACCUGCACUGUUUUCUUCAUCCUACAAACACCUUAAUAUGCUCUUGGGCAGUGAGGGUAGAAGUCUUGGACUCUGUCACUUUUAAAAUGGUUUAUCAGGAUGAUGAAUCUUCAAUACAAGAAGUAUGUCAUCCUAAAUGUGUGGAGAUGCCACACAGCUUGCCAUAUCUAUCAUGCAGUUGCAACAUUACAUCUGCAAGUCCAUUGUCUGUGGUUAGUGUUCAACCAAAGCAAGAAUUUAAGUCUUUUAACGCCUGUGCAAGAAUUUUAUUGCCACCUACAAAUAUGUCUGUUGAGGAAGUAAACAAUGGAAAAGCUUACAAUUUCAGAUGGAACAAGAAAAUACAGGGAGAUGACAAUCGUUUUAAACUUCACUUUCAACUAUGCUACUGGUCAGACCAUCAACAAUUAGACAAGAAUGGAGAAUCAAACUGCAGCACUAACUCAAAGUAUAUAGAGCCCAAUUAUCCUUCUGCAUUGGUGCUUAGUCUUGGUACAGAUCUCGAACCCCGAAGAACAUACUAUGCCAAGAUUCGGAUGAGGGUAAUGCAAAGCCAAGAAAAAGAGAAUGAGUGUUAUGUGGGGCCGUGGGGUGAGUGGAGCAGUGUCCAGACGUGGAAAACCAAAUCAGUUAUUCCGACAUGGUUGAUCCUGGCUAUUAUCAUUCCAUGUUGCGUCGUAUUAAUAAUCUGCGGUGCAUUUGGAAUUAGGCAUUUGGCACGGUUCAAGAAGAAGUGGGAAGAUCAGAUUCCAAAUCCAAACAAGAGCUUUAUCAUAGUGAAUUUCCAUCAGAAAAUGGAGAGAUCAGCUUACAUAUUCCCUAAACACCACCUUUAUGAAGAAAUGUUUAAUAGCUGCAAUGCUAUUCACGAUUCUUCACCAAUAGUUUUAAACAAUGCUGCUGACUGCAAGCAAGAUGAUGAGAAACCUGACACCACUCACGGUCAAUGUCAUGAAAAUAAAAUAUAUUGUCUUACACCUGAAAUACUUGAAAACACUAAAGAUGAGAUAAACCUUGUUGUAGAAGGAUCGGGAUACCAAGCAUUUUCAGACCUAGUAAAUGAUGCUAAUGAUACAGACCAGAGAAAUGCCAACAUUGCAUUAUAUUCUUUUGAUGGCCCAUACCUACUUUGCCCAUCUAAUCCUGAAGACAGUUCUUCAUCGGCACAACAUAUACAUUAAAUCUGUGGAUAGAACAAUCACUGUCUUUUUGAUUAUCGUUGACUUAAUAUCUGCAAUUUAAACUGUGUUAAUGACAAGGGUAAACCUUCAUCAAAUUGACUCUCCAGCAAAGCUCCUGUGUAUCAACUGGGUACCGAUGGUAGGUCAGCUUCUUCUUUGUUACCAGGAAAUCUGUAGCAUUUCAGACCCAGUUGCCAGAGCUUGACAGGGGUCUCUGAGGACCUCUUUCAUCAGACAAAGCUUCAGAUUUCUCCUUCUAGGCAGGUAUCAUCCCAUCUGCCUUUGCCUCUUUUCCUCUCCCAGGCAGAAAUCAACACCUCUACUUGCGCUGCCUCCAACUACUGCCUUUACACUUUGUCACUCAGGACUAGCCCCCAUUUGCAUUACAUUACAUGUAUGGUGACACACUCAAUCCAAUAUAUAUGACCAAAUCAUAUGGGGAAUCAUACAGGCACUGAUAAUAAUACUAUACAAUAUUUACAAAGUGGUGGGGAAGACAAAGAUUAACAACAAAUAGGGGUCCAGCUUGCAAAAUCCAUAAUAUGCAAAUCUACCUGAAUAUGCAAAUAAACUAACCUUGCCAUUUAUUUAGUGCACAUCAUUUUUGCAACCAAUAGGUAGUGCUGCAAAGGCUUGCAAGAUCUAUCACAACUAAUAGGAGGGGAAAGCACACAAAACAUUAAGCAAAUGAUGUUACAAUAAUACACAUCCUGCACCUUUUAAUAGGCACAAGGUGACUUGAACAUAAGAGUCAUCCAGGGACCUACAAGAAGUGUCAGUCUUAUGCUCCCAAUUCCUGGGUCGAGAACAUAAGACCCACAGAUGGUGGCUGACAUCAUAGACUCAAAGUGUCCAAGUUAACGUUACCCAUGGUUUUCUUUGCAGUUUUUGGAAUUUCUAUAAAAUGUAAGCAUAGCUUUAUUUACACACAAUUGUGAAGCUUGGCCCAGUGUUUAUGUGCCUAUUCUGCAAUCCAUUGUAGGCUAUCAUAUGUAUAUGGCAAUAUACUCUGGGGAAAGUGCAUAUGCAACUGCACUAAUAGUUGCUAAGCAUUAAAAGAAAUUCAUGGAAGUAACAUCUGAGUAGCACAAUGCAUAGAUUAUAAUAAUAAUGGACCUGCAAUGUUCUCAUUUUAUUUUCCUCUGACAUAGUAGAGUUUUUAUGAAACUGGACUUCUGUACGAACUGAUCCAAAGCUCAUAUAUUUUUGGUGAAAAACCUCAUCUGGACAUGCAAUGCAUUCUGGGUCAGAUAUACGAGUACAGGGCAAAAAUUGUCCUGUGUCUUACAGGGUUAUGCAGAGACAUUUUGAGGGAAUGUCGGGAUGAAGUUUAACUAUAUAUUUAUUUAUUUAUUUUGACCAAGGAGAUAUAGAAUCUGCAUUUGUAAAGUAACUAAUCACUGAGAACCCUCAGCUGAGAGAGUUAAUGAACCACCUUAUUUUAAAGGUUUAAAAUAGUUUAUACCAAAGUCCCUUGCCCACACAUCACAUGUUUUGUACCUAGUGACACUUUUUAGGUGGUAUUAUUUUUUUAUGUUUUGUUAUUUUGUUCUCAAUUGUUUAAUAGUAGACUCUUUGUAAUCUAUUUUUUACCCAUCUUCAGUUGCUGUGUUAUUGGAUAAUUUCUGUUCAUUAAUCUUAAAUUAUCUGGUAGGUGGAUAUUUUUACCAAAUAUGUUUUACAAAGUUGUUGUAAAUUUCCCUAAUGAAAGCAAUAAAGUGUUGACUCCCUAUAGUUUUUAAUGAAAG